AGGGUGGGGACCCGGAUGUCGGUGGUGGAGGCCGUAGCCCAGCGGCGGUGAGGGUCUGGCAGGCCCAUGGAGGAGGAGGACGGGGCUGCUGGGGCUGGCUCACUUGAACAAGAUGGAUGACCUCAACCUGCACUACCGGUUCUUGAAUUGGCGGCGGCGAAUCAGAGAGAUCCGGGAGGUUCGGGCAGUCCGCUACCAGGAGAGAUUCAAACACAUUUUGGUAGAGGGAGACACAUUGAGUUACCAUGGAAAUUCUGGUGAAGUUGGCUGCUAUGUGGCUCCCCGGCCCCUGACCAAGGACAGCAAUUACUUUGAGGUAUCAAUUGUGGACAGUGGGGUGCGGGGCACCAUUGCUGUUGGGCUGGUCCCUCAGUACUACAGCCUGGACCACCAGCCUGGCUGGCUGCCUGACUCAGUUGCCUACCAUGCUGAUGAUGGCAAGCUGUAUAGUGGCCGAGCCAAGGGCCGCCAGUUUGGGACGAAAUGUAGCUCUGGGGACCGGAUUGGCUGUGGCAUCGAGCCCGUCUCUUUUGAUGUGCAGACAGCUCAGAUCUUCUUUACUAAGAAUGGGAAGCGGGUGGGCUCUACCAUUAUGCCUGUGUCCCCAGAUGGGCUCUUCCCUGCAGUGGGUAUGCAUUCCCUGGGCGAAGAAGUACGGUUACACCUGAAUGCUGAGCUGGGCAGCGAGGAGGAUGACAGUGUGAUGAUGGUGGACAGCUAUGAGGAUGAGUGGGGACGAUUGCAUGAUGUCAAAGUAUGUGGGACGCUGCUGGAGUAUGUGGGAAAGGGCAAGAGCAUCAUUGAUGUAGGGCUGGCCCAAGCCCGCCACCCGCUCAGCACUAGAAGUCACUACUUUGAGGUGGAGAUUGUAGACCCUGGGGAAAAAUGCUACAUUGCCUUGGGGCUGGCAAGAAAGGAUUAUCCCAAGAAUAGGCAUCCUGGCUGGAGUAGAGGUUCCGUGGCAUAUCAUGCAGAUGACGGGAAGAUCUUCCAUGGCAGUGGCGUAGGGGACCCUUUUGGGCCACGCUGUUAUAAAGGAGACAUCAUGGGCUGUGGGAUCAUGUUUCCCCGAGAUUACAUUCUGGAUAGUGAAGGAGACAGUGAUGACAGUUGUGACACGGUGAUCCUGUCUCCCACUCCUCGAGCUGUCCGAAAUGUAAUGUACCUGCAUCAGGAGGGGGAGGAAGAGGAAGAGGAGGAGGAGGAAGAAGAAGAGGAAGAAGAUGGGGAAGAGAUGGAGCAAGAGCAUGAGGGCAGAAAGGUGGUGGUGUUCUUCACCCGAAAUGGCAAGAUCAUUGGCAAGAAGGAUGCUCUUGUGCCCCCUGGAGGCUUCUUUCCCACCAUCGGCAUGCUGAGUAGUGGGGAAAAGGUCAAAGUGGACCUGCACCCUCUGAGCGGCUAGGGCUUCUGCGGGCACUCCCUCUUCUUCCUCCUUCCCAGGACUAUACACCCAGUUCGUGGCCUCUCUUUCCUGCCUUCUUCCUUCCCCUGGCCCCUGCCCUCCUCUUCCAGGGUUUGAGGAGGGCUUCAUUCUCUCUCUUGCCCUGGCUUGGCUGAGCACCAGGCUGAGUGCCUGCUGGGCCAGGCAGUUCUCCAGUGUCUGCCUCUCUGGUCCUGGUAUCACCUUCAUCAUCAUUCCUUAGGGCCAAGGCCCCAACACAACAGGGAUGUACCAACAGGGCCAUGGUGCCCUUGGUUUUUUGCCAGUGACUCUAAGGCCCUCUCCCUUCCGAGGCCUCUGGCUCCUGGGUCAAAGAAGGAUGAGUCUUGGUUGCUGACUGAAUAGGGCCAGGUUUGUGCCUGAGUAUAAGGCUACAAUAUCCUUCCCUCGACCCCAAGCCUGAGACCAUGGCUGGACACUGCUCGGAGCAUCUCAAAGUCUUUGAAAUGCCAGCUUUGCCUGAGCCUGGGGCAGUUCUCAGAGGUGGGACUGGUGGGACCAUUGGUCUUUCCCAAGGAUCUCUCUGCUUCCUUCCAUCUCUCUGUCUACUGAAUGUCUGUGAUAUUGCUGCUUUGGUCUGUCCCUCCUCCCGCCCCUGCUGGCAGGGCUUGGGGUGAGGCUUUUUGCUUGUACUGACCAUUGCCCCAAGCAGUCUAGGGACAGUCUCCAUUCCUUCUUCUGAGGUCUGGAAGACACCCUCAUACUGUACCAUUGACCCAUGGAGAAACUGCUGCAUUUCUCCAGCCCCACCAAACAGCUUGGUGCCAAGUGUGUCGGGGAGAUGCGGCUCCUUUAGCUCGUUCCGGAGAGUCCCUUACCCCCCUGAUGCCACCCCUCCUUGGCUUUCCCAGCCCAGUCUGCCCCAGAACAGGUGGGGGAGUGCAGUGACCCCAGAGCCCUGUGACUGGACUUCCUGUGCUGGGGCUGCUCUGGGCCCUCCCUCCCUUCCCCUCUGUCACCCUCCCGCUUUCCCUCUUCGGGGAGUGGGAUAUCUGCUUGCUGCUUGUUCGAGUUGCCUGGUUUGUGUCAGUGUUUGGUUCCAGCUCUUACACUCUCUCCCCUACUCCCACUCUGGGCUCUCACGUUCCCCCUUCCCCUCUCCAUGACAGGGGACAGGAGCUCCUUGCCCUGGUUGGCACAGAAAGAAUGGGGCCUCUAGGAGAAGGGAGGGGCUGAGCUGCUGUGCUGCUGGGGGACCUAGACCUCUGGCCUCCCCCCCCCCCCCCCCUCCCCGCCCCAUGAUGUAUGAAAUGUAUGUACAGACCAGAGAUGUUUAUACAGCCAAUAAAGAUGGAAUUUCCAUAUUUA
Molecule: messenger RNA, 2749 nt
Organism: Vombatus ursinus (common wombat)
Lineage: Eukaryota; Metazoa; Chordata; Mammalia; Diprotodontia; Vombatidae
Gene: SPRYD3
Product: SPRY domain containing 3
Exons: 11
Coding region: 113-1402 (429 amino acids)
Molecular function (GO): protein binding
Source: RefSeq, a predicted model, not a curated record